CACGUUCCGUCUGUGAUAAAAACCAGCACAACCUUGGGAACGUGUCCCUCUAGACACAUUAGAAAACUUUGAUUUGCGCAAGUUAACCAGAACAAUGGCUUACAGUUGUACAAUAAAAAUGAAUUUAGGACUUAUUUUACUAUUUAUGGUUGUGUCAAUUAGUCGCAUCGAUGCUGACGAAAUGCUGACAAAGAUAAUGUUUAAAGUUAUGGCGAACGAAGAUAAAUUCGAAUCUAUGGAAGCUCAGUUCACGAAGUCGUUGGAAGAGCUAGAAUCGCGGCUAAAUGGGAAAAUAGACAAGGUCAUAGAAACUCUCAACAAGUAUGAACCAAACAUGGGUGACAUUGCAAACGACAUUAAACGAACGAUUUCCAACUCUGUAACCGGGUUGGUCAAAUCUCAGUACGUUUCCAUAACAAAAUCGAUAAAGCAAGAAAAGAAGGUAUUGAUGCAAAUCAAGAAUGAUAUCGACGCAAAUUCGAAGCAAAUGCAAUCUGAAAUUGUGAACGCGCAAAUGCGUUUGGAUGAACGUUUUGAAAAUCAAACAGCAUUAAUAGAACAUGAAUUUAACAGUGCAAAACAUGAACUGGAAGGGAUGAAAAAUGUUAUACAAAACGACAGUGAUAAUCUGAGUGUAUUGUUCGAAGACUUAAAAAGUAACCUCAUACACCAAACUAAAACAGAGAAACUUGAAUUUGAGGAACAUUUUCUAAAUCAAACGAAAGAGCUGGAGACAAGAUAUAGUUUGAAGGAGUCUGAUAUAGAUAUCCAAAUGGCUCUGUUUCAAAACGAAUCAUUGGAUAACUCGCUUAUCUUUGAAAAUAAAUUCAAAGAUGCGUUAGAAGAUCUUGCUGCAAAAGAUGUGUAUUUAGAAUCGCGACUCUCGAAUCACGACAGCGCGAUCUCGUCCGUCCGCUCAAGUGUAUCCGGACAUUCGUAUAGACUCAGUAGCAUAGACGGUAAACUGUCCAGCUACAAAUCAUCGCUAGACACCCUCUCCUCUAACAUCAGGAGUUAUAAAACCUCUGCGGACUCUGUAGGUUACCGGAUUAGCGGAAUUGAAACAAAAUUAAGUAAACAUUCCAGCUUCUAUGCCGUAAAACAAAAGCGCGAAGAUGACAUGAGGGAUGGACUAAGACUGAGACAUCGCGGCGUGUUCAGAAAUGAAGGCAGCGACUACAGUUCUGUUACCGGUUAUUACACAGCACCAGAAGACGGCGUUUAUUCGUUCUGGCUUAGUGUAGAAGCCCGUUACGGAAAACGUGCUGUCCUGUGUUUAUAUCACGAUGACAUGAAAACGGGUAUACAGUCAUUCGAGGAAAAUGGAGGAGGAGCCGGACAGGUUGGAUUCAUAUAUCUGACUCGUGGAUCAAAAGUAUCGGUACACUCGUGCUUUAGUGGAAGUAGCAUUGACCCCGUCCGAACUGCCUUUAGUGGUGUACUUCUGUACACGAAAUAGCUUUACCGUUUGAGUGUAAUACAAUCAAUGUUUCCCCUAUCGAUGCCUGGAACAACCUAGGAAUAUUGACAAAUUAACUGUUUGUGUUUGUUUUUAAAUGUAGAUAUUCUGAAGCCAAUGUUAUAAAAGUCGAGCCAAAUUUAAUCAGUAUAUUAUUUGGAGUUUACUUUGAGGAGUAUUCAAGCCCUUGACAUGGUUUACUCGUACAUGUUGUUUAUUUGAUGUAUGUUUUAUCUCAAGGAUCAAAACUUACAUAUAGUGAGAUCGAGAUGUCUACAAAGUUGAAAUAUUUAUAGAAAAACUACAGAAACAAACUCAAUAGUCAAAAAAUCAAAUAUUUUCCCCGUUAUCAUCAUUAUUGGGCAUACACUAAAUUACGUGCUAGUUCCUAGCAUGAUAUGAUAGCCUAUUAAUAAAAUGCUAUUAUAAGUU
This is a messenger RNA of Mya arenaria, 1891 nucleotides long. RefSeq names its product putative leucine-rich repeat-containing protein DDB_G0290503. The record is from RefSeq and is a predicted model, not a curated record. Gene Ontology annotation, molecular function: protein binding. Bases 95 to 1459 code for a protein of 454 amino acids. The transcript is spliced from 2 exons. NCBI's taxonomy places the organism in Eukaryota, Metazoa, Mollusca, Bivalvia, Myida, Myidae.